Phoenix dactylifera (date palm) is the source of this 774-nucleotide messenger RNA. It is a transcript of the gene TAF13, whose product is annotated as TBP-associated factor 13. The record is from RefSeq and is a predicted model, not a curated record. Lineage: Eukaryota; Viridiplantae; Streptophyta; Magnoliopsida; Arecales; Arecaceae. Gene Ontology annotation, molecular function: protein heterodimerization activity. Gene Ontology annotation, biological process: transcription by RNA polymerase II.
GUAUCCGGCCGCACCGAGACCAAGGACGUUCCAGCCUUCCCUCCGAGCGUCCCUCUUUCCUCUCCGCUACUCGCCGUCCACCGCCACCGCCGCCGCCUCCUCGAGGUGAUGCACAAUUCUUCUUCAGGCCCCCCGGCGAAGCCGAGGGUGGGAUCGUCUCAGCCCUCUGAAGCUUCUUUUAAGCGCAAGCGUGGGGUCUUUCAGAAAGAUCUGCAACACAUGAUGUAUGGAUUUGGGGAUGACCCCAAUCCACUUCCAGAAACAGUCGCACUACUGGAGGACAUUGUUGUGGAGUAUAUCACUGAUUUGGUGCAUAAAGCUCAAGAUGUAGGAUCAAAGAGGGGGAAGCUUUUGACCGAGGAUUUUUUGUAUCUAAUUCGUAAGGAUCCGCCGAAGCUCCACCGAUGUACUGAAUUAUUGUCCAUGAAUGAAGAGCUCAAGCAGGCAAGGAAAGCUUUCGAUGUAAGUGAAGAGACCCUGGCAAAUGCCGACUGAAAUUGAUGGCUUCGGUAGCGCGCAUGUCCCAGAUAGCAUUCAGUUAUCUUGGCUAUAAUAGCGAGCAGCCUCUAAAUUAUUGUGCGACUCGUUCGCUGCUGAGCCUUUAUUGUUCUUCAAUAUCCUCACCCUUGUAAAAUAACAAGACUGAUAUUUUGGACAUUUACGUUAUAAUUUGUGUGAUAUACGGGAUCAACAUCCUUAGCUAAGCCCAGGUUCUACUUGUCUUGAAAUCCUUGUUUUUUUUUCUUUUUUUAUAUUCAACCUUUUGUGUUUCAA